GCAGCUCUCCCCGACGGGCAAGGGGCACUGACGGCCCAGGGGAUGGGAGGCGGGGCGGGUGGGGGUCUCGGUCUGGCCACAGCCCCGCCGCCCGUCCGCCGAGGGCUCUCGCCCCGCUCCCCUCCCCGCCGUGUCGUCAGCGCGUCGCCGCCGUUUCCGCCCGCGGCAGCCCCACCCCUGCUGGCCGCCCUGGGCUCCCGCAGCGCCGACACCCGCCCGGGAACUCCGCACUGUUGGCCCCGAGCGGAGCCCCCGGCAGCCGCGCCCACCGCCCCGAUGCCCGCGCCGAGUAGGUGAGCGGCGGCUGCUGCCGCCCGCGCCCCGCGCCCGCGCCUCCAGGACGCGCCGGAUGCCGGCGGGGAGACGCCGGGCUGCAGGCCUGAGGAAGACCCUCUGCGCAAUCUCCUGUCCACCUCAAUUUGGCCCUGCCCACCUCAGGCUCUGACCAGCUUACGCAGACUCUGAGGCUCGGCACCUCAGCACAGACUUCACUUUAUCUCCAUCGCUUCCAGUUGAGAGACUCCGAGAGUUUCUUCCCCCACCCCCACCCAGGGAACUGAAGAGUGGGUGUCCCAAGAACCGGAGCUAGAGCCCUCCGGGGCCUUCUAGCACAAGAGUGAAACUGGAACCAUCAGGGAACAUGAGUGAAUUCUGGCACAAACUGGGCUGCUGCGUGGUAGAGAAACCCCAGCCGAAGAAGAAGAGGAGACGGAUCGAUCGGACCAUGAUCGGGGAACCAAUGAAUUUUGUCCACCUGACCCACAUUGGCUCUGGGGAGAUGGGGGCCGGAGACGGCCUUGCCAUGACAGGUGCUGUUCAGGAGCAGAUGAGAUCCAAGGGGAACCGAGACAGGCCAUGGAGCAACUCUAGGGGCUUGUAGCGCCCCCAGGAAUGGUCAGGCUGCGUUGUCUGGAAGACUCCACUCUGUCUAGCCCAGAAAAGAUGCUCCUCCCACCAGAUUGCUCUUAGUUCCUGUGACCCCUGACCCCACCUUUCCCUGCCUAACAGUGCCUCAGAAGGCUAAGGGGCUGGACUCCCUCCGUCCCUCUAGCUGGAGCCCCUCCUGGAGAUGGGGUCAGGGCAGUGGGACUGGCUGGCCAGAGGAGCUCAGUGGAAGCCCUGGACACUCGGAUCUGAUAUGGGAAUGUGGGGGACCUGGAUCGAGGCCCCUCCUCCUGAAUGAUGGUCAGGGUGCCAUCUGCUUUUAAUCCCUGGACUCCUUCCGUGGGCUCGGUGGGUGAGGUUGUCUUUGCUGAGACGCUCCCUCCCCUUGUCCUCCCCCCUUUGGAAAGACUCAGGCAGGUCAGGCAGGGCUGGGCGGGCAGCCACUGCCUCAUUCGCUCUCCGUCUCUCAUCUUGAGUGACGACUCCUUCCGCGUCUCUCUCCCUUCGCCUUCUCCAGCCAGGCCUCUACCCAGUGUCUCUGUGGCAUUAUGAGCUCCUAGCAGCUUUCUUUUUUUUUUUUUUAAACAUUUAAUUUGAAUUCUGUUAAUCAUCCCCCAUCCUGUUCACAACACCCCCAUGAGAAACACCCGUUUCCCACUGAGGGAGCAUUCAGAGGUGGAUCUCAGCCCAACGACAUUCCGUUGACCUUUUUGAGGACCUGUGGGCCUUCUGCCAACCUCCCUGCUGGCUCAGGUGAGAGGACAGAGGGGAGCUGGAGAGAAGCCCAGCAAACAGCCAAGCCAGGGGAUGAGGUGUGAGGGGCUUCCAGACCCCUGGAGAACAGAAAAGUCUGGUAGGAAAACAGGCUGAAGUCCUCAGCUAUGAGUUUAGGCACCCUAAGAUUCUCAGAGCAUGGGAGCAGAUCUUCUCACUGGUUAUUUCUCAGCUGACAGCCGUAUGGCCCCCUCUAGGCCCAAGGAUUUUCCACGGGGGCCGCAGGUGAAAACUGUAUUAGGGAAUCAACUGACCAAAGGACCACCAGCAGGAAGCUGUUGAAAGGGGGACAUGGUCAGAAAAAGGUUGAGAAAUUCUGACCUAGUGCAAGAUUUGUAGAUUAUGCUCCUCUGACCUUCAGGCUGGAUAAUUCUUUGCAAUGGGGACUGUCCUGUGCAUAUUCGGAUGCUUAGCGGUAUCUCUGGUCCAUCCUGGUAAUGUCAACCCAAAAUGUCCCCAGACAUUGCAAGAUGUCUAUGAGUCCCCAUUUCUCCCUAUCCCCCACCACCACUCUAACAGCCAAGAUCGUUCAAGUGGUUUUCACCCCCACCCCUGUCCCAGACCCUUCCCCUUAUUCACCCUGCGCCUCAGCCUUGGACGAACUGGGCCCCUGGUGACAAGCCCAACACAAUCUCCAAACAGUUCUUUCGGCUCGCCCGGGUCCCCGUCUCUGAUGGGUAUGACACAGAAUCCUUCAGGGGAAGGACCCGCCCCAUCUCCGCCUCUGCAUCCUUGUCCUACAAGCAGACACAGCUGAGGCUCAGGGAGUUUAGUCUGCAGACCAAAACCAUGGCCAAUUCCCCGCCCAACUCAAGAGUCUGGUGGGAAAGUGGAGGAGGGCUGGGGUCUAGAGGCUUUUUCGGUUUUCUCAGGUGUCCUUUGUUCUGGCCCCUGCCUGGCAGAACAGAUUAGACAAGCUCCUGCUGACUCCAUCGCGGAGACCCUUGUCUGAUGGGAAGGCACUGGUGCCCAUCCCACCAUCCAUCCACUGUGCCACUGUCUACAGUCUAUUUCCAAUUGGAGUGCGUUUACUAUGAUUUUCCCCCCAUGUUUUAUUUCUGAUGGGUCAGACAGGGUCUCCUUUACUCUCGGGCCCAGUUCGGCUGACUGUGCUGACAGCACCUCACCAGCCUGGAGACUUGUGCUGGGGUGUCACUCAGUAGCACUCUGGCCUCGGCUUUGAGCCCCUGGGCUGGAGCCUCCUGAACCCCAAAGGGUAAAAAGAAGCCUGAGGUUACAGAGCAGGCUAGAAAGAUGAGGCGAUCGGGCGGGGAAGGAACGACACUCCUGGGGCCUCAGGUCACCCUGAUCUUCAGCCUUAUUCUGAUGUCUCUUCUCUGGACACAGCCUUUUCUCCGGUGCUCUUGCCUUCACUUCUCUCCAAAUAUAUUAAGCGUGUGCCACCAUCACCAGAGUGAUGGGAAUGAGAGGUAUAAUUUAUAUUAAGAACUUAUUGGACUUUUAAAUACUUUUUUUUCAAAUAAAAAUGUAAGCAAAACA
This is a messenger RNA of Sorex araneus (European shrew), 3159 nucleotides long. It is a transcript of the gene CDC42SE1, whose product is annotated as CDC42 small effector 1. Gene Ontology annotation, cellular component: plasma membrane. NCBI's taxonomy places the organism in Eukaryota, Metazoa, Chordata, Mammalia, Eulipotyphla, Soricidae. Gene Ontology annotation, biological process: regulation of Rho protein signal transduction. Gene Ontology annotation, molecular function: small GTPase binding. The record is from RefSeq and is a predicted model, not a curated record. The transcript is spliced from 5 exons. Bases 641 to 880 code for a protein of 79 amino acids.